Molecule: messenger RNA, 432 nt
Organism: Arachis ipaensis
Lineage: Eukaryota; Viridiplantae; Streptophyta; Magnoliopsida; Fabales; Fabaceae
Product: U-box domain-containing protein 8-like
Source: RefSeq, a predicted model, not a curated record
AUGAUAACCAACUUUACCCCUCUCACUCUAUCUCCAAUUCUCAAUCCAUUACCUCCUCACCCCCAACCCGAAACCCUAAUCUCUUCCCUUACCUCCUUCGCAUCCUCUUCUUUCCACAAGCUUGAUUUACUCCACCAACUCACUAGACUCGUCAAGCACGACUCACUCUUUCGUGGCCAUCACCGACUCAAAAAUUGUCUUGCCGUGUUACUCUCCUGGGUUGAGUCCCACGACCACGAUUCCCUUCGUACUCUUUCUUUGCUUCUCAAUCUUAGCCUCGACGAUCACAACAAGAUUGGACUCGUUGCUAAGAGAGUCGUUACUCGUCUUGUUGUCAUCGUCUCCGGGACCGCUGUUAAAAAUCCAUUCUCAGAUUGUCGCGCCCUUGUAAGGAAGCUGCAACGACCGUUUAUGCUCUCUGCUAGUUGUUGA